AUCUGUUAUUAACUGCACUUCUUGCAGACAGUGCAAAACAUUGGCAGAGAAGGUUCCUCUCUGAUGCUGGAAAGAAAAAGAGAAAGGAUAAACAGUCAGCUGAAUAUCCAGCGACAGAAAAGAAUGUUGCGGAGCGUCUUAAAGUCGAAAUUUGGUUACGAGGAUUUUAAGAAUGACAUUCAGAAAAAGGCCACUACUACUAUUUACAAAGGAAAGCAAGAUGUAUUUGUAUGUAUGCCUACGGGUUCUGGGAAGUCUCUUUGUUUUCAAUUACCAGCGAUAAUGAAGGAGCAGAAAGUUGCGAUUGUGUUCUCGCCGCUUUUAGCUCUGAUGAAGAAUCAAAUAGAUUUUUUGGUGAGUAAGAAAAUAAAUGCCUGCUCUUUAAAUUCCACCAUUUCUAGCAAAGAGAGGAAUGCUAUUAUGAAAGAUAUACUGUCAGAUGCACCAAACAUAAAACUAUUGUAUGUUACUCCUGAAAUGGGAGCGCAACAUCAUUUUCAGGAAGCUAUAAUUCAAAUGCAAAAAAAGAAAGCACUCUCUUAUUUUGUUAUUGAUGAAGCUCACUGUUUAAGUGAAUGGGGUCAUGAUUUUAGGCCAACUUAUAGACAAUUGGGAACUUUCAAAAAAUUGUGUCCUAAGAUACCUAUGAUUGCAUUAACAGCGACUGCUGCAAAGCAGGUGAAAGAUGAUAUUCUCCAAAGUUUACACAUGAAAGAUGCAGUUAUAUUUUCCCAACCGGUAUUUCGUCCUAAUUUAUAUUACGACGUGUGGUUUCAAGAAAUAUUGGACAAGCCAUUUCUACAUUUGAAAAACUUUAUUUUGGAUGCACUUGGCCCCUCAGAUAAUUCUAUUCCUGUGCACAAAAGAAAUUGUGGUAUCAUUUAUUGUAGAAAGAAAGAAGCGACUGAAAUUGUCGCGCAUAAAUUGACUCUCGCGGGUAUCACUACGCUUGCGUAUCAUGGAAGCUUAAAAACUCAGGAACGUAACGAAGUGCAAAAUAAGUGGACGACAGGUGAAAUACCUGUUAUCGCGGCAACAUGUAGUUUCGGGAUGGGGGUCGACAAGGCAUCCGUUAGAUUUGUGGUUCAUUGGACGGUACCUCAGAAUAUUGCUGCGUAUUAUCAAGAAUCGGGAAGAGCUGGCAGAGAUGGCAAUCCGGCAUUUUGCAGGAUUUAUUUUAGCAAUGAGGAAUAUGGACCUAUUUCAUUCCUUAUCAAAGAGGAAAUCAACCAUAAAAGUUCGGAAGUUGUAAAAAAUAAGUGGCAGAAUUUUGAAAAGAGCGUUGCAUACUGUUUAGAAGCAAAAUGUCGACAUGCAGUGUUUUCUAAAUAUUUCGGAGAUUCUCCUCCACUUUGCAAAAAUAGAUGCGAUGUUUGUAAGAACAAGGUUGAGGUACAAGCAAGAAUUACUCAAUUCGAAAUGUGCCAGACUAGAUCUAAUAAAUCUCGAAGUAAAAUAGGCAGUGUAAUACAAAUGGACUACAGUGAUGAUGAAAUGGAUGCGUUCAAUGAAUCACAAGAAUCGAGGGAGAAAUUAUUAGUGGCUGAAAAGCGAGAAAGAAAAGAACUUAUUAUGGAGCAGUUUGCACUUCGGCGUGGUACAUCUAAUAAAGAGGAUGACGUGAGGCGACGGAACAUAAAGGAUGCGAAAAAAGCUCAUGUUUGUGCGGCCAAUAGUACAGAUAGAAAAAUAAAGGGUUUAACUGUUCAAAUACGGGAACACUUUUACAAUGAAUUGAAAAUAGCAUUACUUGAAAAUUAUCAACACUUACAUGCAGAAAUUAACGAACAGUUUGAAGAAAAAAAUGUACACGAUGUGGCCAUUAGUAAAGAAUAUAAAAUAUUUUCCAAUUCUAAAGUGCCAAAUAAGUACAAAUUUGAUAUGUCUAAAUUGAUUUCAUCGGUACGAAAAUGUACUAAUAAUAAUAUUGUGUGUGACGUAAUACGUGAUUAUAAUAAAACUGAAUUUCAUAAUUCUGAAUUUAACAAUUCUGACAGUAUCGAUAUAUCUAGUAAUGAACAAGUAACAGAUACAGUCAAAACAGGAUUUGCCGGAAAUGCUUGUCUGUCGAUCAGUCAUAAGACUUUCACUUCCGCUUUCAAAACUGCAGCGGAGAUUAUAAAUGAAGAAAGAUUACGUGUACCUACAUUAGACAAGGAUAAAAAGUCUCAGUCUAAAGAAUUAUCUGUUAAUAAUAAUAAUGCACAAAAAAGUAUACUCGAAAACGAUAAAUCAGAGAUGCAAAUGACGGGUUUUGUUUGUGCACGAAAAAUUCACGAGAGCAAUGUGGUUAAAUCUAGUGCAAGUUCCUCUAAAUCAAAAGUUCGCAGAAGCAAAACUGAUAAGAAUGUAAAAAGAACAUCUAAAACAGUUUAUGAGCAGAUUUUAGCUUCAGCAAAGUCAUCGAAAAAAUCUAUAGACGAAACAAGAGAUGUUUCUUCUGAAUUGAAAGUAGAUAGUAUUGUUGAUUCUGUUAAAAUUAAAAAUGAAAUUCAAGAUGUAAGUAAAAAUAAAAGAGGCCAUGAAUUUAUUGAAUGUCACGAGGAUGAUAUAAAAUCUGUUAAGAAGAAAAAAAUUAUGCAUAACGAAUACGAUGAUAAAAUUAAUGAUAAUAUAUCCCAUAAAAAUAUCGAAAAAAUGACUUUAGAUGACAAAAUUAACAUGAAAACGAAAGAAAGUAGAAAAAGUACAGAUAUAAUUAAUAUUAAUGCCAUAAAUGAAAAUUCGUCAAGAACAACAGAAAAUAACACAGAAAAGCAUCUUAAAAAUACUAAUGUAGAAUUAAAAAAAAAUGAGAAAAUUACAAAUCCAACUUGUUCAAAACAUCACAAAAAUAGUGAUAGUAACAAAAUAAAAGUACCUGCAGACAAAGCUAUGCAAUUUAAAACGGCGGAAAUUUUGAAGUCAUAUUUAAUGAGAUAUUAUCCGUCAAAACGGCUUCCGGAUAGAGCGACAUUUUCAAAAACUUGCAGAGAAAUGCAUUACAAUAUGCUGAAAAAGAAAAUAUUUGAUAAAGAAGGAAUACACGACUUUGUUGUAAGUUUUAUGAGUCAAUCUUAAAAGAGUGUUUACUUCAUAUCUAAUAUGCCUUUUGUUCAAUAAAAAAGGGCACUACUUGUAAUCGCUUUAAUUAUAGAUAAAUUUUUCUCUACAUGUAUCUACAAGUCUUUAUUUAUUAAAAUUCUUAUAUUCUUAUUAUGUCUAAUUGCAUCUGUCCAUAGAGUUAAAAAAAAACAUUUUUUUGAGAUUUUUUUAUUAAACCGUGUGAUUUAUUGUAAUUAAAACUGUUUUUCAUUUUUAAAAAUGUUUUUCAUAGAAUUCAAAAAAUAUCGGAAGAAAAACAGAUUUUGUAAAUUAUUUUGUAAAUCUUUUGUAUAUAUUUUUAUUAACUUAAAUAUUAUCACAUAUUUUGUUAGGAAAUUUAUAUCAUCAUAUUUUAUAAAUAUAAAAAGAAACGCUUUCUGAAAUUUACAUCAUAUCACCGUAAAUUACAUUACAAAACAUGUUCUUAUUUCUAGGUAUUUUAUUAAACAUAUAAAUGAGCAAACAAUUACAUUUAAUAUUAAAUGUAACUCUAAUAUAUGUAAUAAAUAAGGCAAGAUUUUUCAGAGAAAAAUAUUUCUCCCUGAGAGCUGUCAUGUAUAUUUACUUACAAUCUAUAUAUACUAAAUGACUUUUAUAUGACUUUUACUCUUUUAUAGUGCAUAGUUUUCUUAGUUCUCAUAAGCAUUUAUGUUUUUAUUUGCUAGCGAUGAAGAUAAAUACGGUUUUAUUUAUUUUUUUAUAAUGCAUUUUUAGUAUUAAAGCACGUGCGAAGUUUUUAAUAGAUAUAACAUCUCCACAUUGCAUAUUUAACAGUCAUUAAAUUAUUUACAUAUUUACAAUGAGGUAAAAACAUUAUAUUAUAUUUAGUAAGGAUCACUGACAUUAUGUCAUACUACAGAAACAGAUAUUCCCUCUCUGAUUGUAGGCAACGAAUAAAACAUUUUGCACAGCUUAUCUGAAAUCGAAAGUAUUAGAAAUAAUAUAUAAGAUUUAUAUGGAUAUCGGAACAAGUAAAACUAAAUUUAUUGAAUGACAUCUACAUCAGCUUGGUCCUCUCCACAUUUUUAUCAUAAGAUAGCAUUAUGACAUUGUGAGUCGCUGUCUACUCAGAAAGGAAAGCUCAGCAUGAUGUGACAUGGAAGAUCUCUGGAUAUACAGAGUAAUUAAUAUUAUUACUUGAAUCAUACUAUGGGAUAUUUCGGAAUUCUAUCUGUUAUUCGAGUCUACUGUUAAAUAAAUGGCAAAUUUUCAGCAAAUAAAGCUUUCUAAUAUAAAAGAAGAAAAUACAAAAUAGAAAAUUAAAAUAAGUCUAAUAAUUCCAAAUGACAUUAGAUAAACUAUAGGUACAUUGUGGCUCGAGUUUAGUAUAUAUACGCAUAUAAAGAAAUGAUCAAUUUUAUUCAAUUUCGUCUAAGAAGUUAAAAUUAUUAAAUCUAUGAUUUUUUAAAUGCCAGUUUGUUCUGUUAACAUUUGUUAACGUUGAAAAUGUAUUAAAUUAUCUCUACUUUUAAACUUAUUGUUAUCAAACAAUUGAGCGAUUAUCACUUUAACAUUUAUUUAGAUUUGAACUAGGUAUGAUGAAUCUUUUGUAUCAAUGUAUUCUUAUAUUGUAGUAUAGUAUUUUUGUAUAUUGUGUGAUAUUCUGUCUGGAUUUUAUGUCUAAUGAACGAUAAUGAUAGAAUGACAAAAAAAAA
Solenopsis invicta (red fire ant) is the source of this 4739-nucleotide messenger RNA. Its product is annotated as ATP-dependent DNA helicase Q5. Gene Ontology annotation, biological process: double-strand break repair via homologous recombination. The record is from RefSeq and is a predicted model, not a curated record. Lineage: Eukaryota; Metazoa; Arthropoda; Insecta; Hymenoptera; Formicidae. Gene Ontology annotation, cellular component: cytoplasm; chromosome. The transcript has 15 exons. Gene Ontology annotation, molecular function: four-way junction helicase activity; ATP binding; 3'-5' DNA helicase activity. The coding region runs from base 64 to 3060 and encodes 998 amino acids.